CGUGUUUCAUCGAAUAAUAUUAUUACCACAUUUGUUCCUGCUAAUGAUGAACUUAUAGACAUUUUUGCCAAAAGACUCACCUCCUCUCAAUUUGCUCGCAUUCGUGCUAACCUGUGCAUUCUUGAAUCCCAUGCUCAAAUUGCAAAGGUUUCAACUUUCAAAAAGUACAUGUUUCAAAAUGAGAUGGAGAAGGGAAAAAAACAGAAGGUAAUGGAGAGGAUUAGUUACACUCCUUCCAGUCAAAGAAUGAGCAUGUUUUGUUCACAACUGUGCUGUGAUUGUGACAAUGAAUUUGGAACUGAGGAAUUUUUUCAACCAUGUCCAUGGAGAAACUAA
Messenger RNA from Dovyalis caffra, 336 nucleotides. The record is from the annotation of a GenBank genome assembly. Lineage: Eukaryota; Viridiplantae; Streptophyta; Magnoliopsida; Malpighiales; Salicaceae.